GAAACCGCGCUCGAACUACCGGCGCCCGGCACUUGCCCUUCAACUUCUCGUACGAUCCACGUAAACAAUGCGCUGAAAUGUCCCAUCUCUAAGAAGAUUUCCGUAUUGCAUGUGAAUUAACUUAUGUGAAGAAUUUGAUAGUUUUAUAGUAGCCGGUAAUUAAAGUUUUCCGAGACUAUAAUAGACAAUUUAAUAGACGUAGUGAUUAAUCAGUAUUUAAGGAACGAUGCAGUGCUAUCCUAAGUUGUCCCCGAAGCGCGAGCCGAUGGACAUAGUAUACGAAUCGGAGAUGCUGCCUGGAGCGAGGAGGCUGGAGCUGCCGGCGCCCCCGGGCAAGGAGUUCCGCGCUCCCGUGCUGCUGGCGGCGCCCAGCAUGGCGCCCACGCACUCUGUCAUCCAGUGCAUGCGUCCGCCGCCGCCGCCACCACCGCCGCCGCCGCCGCGUCUCCACAAGCCCCCGUCCUUCGAGGAACCAUCCAGCUCCAUUCCAGAUUUAGAGUUUGACGGCACUACGGUGCUUUGCCGCGUUUGCGGUGAUAAAGCUAGUGGAUUUCAUUACGGCGUGCAUUCCUGUGAAGGUUGCAAGGGUUUCUUCAGGCGGUCUAUCCAACAGAAGAUCCAAUAUAGACCCUGCACGAAAAAUCAACAGUGCUCAAUCCUCCGGAUCAACAGAAAUCGGUGCCAGUACUGCCGAUUGAAAAAAUGCAUCGCAGUAGGCAUGAGCAGAGAUGCCGUGCGGUUCGGACGUGUUCCAAAACGCGAGAAAGCGCGCAUCCUUGCAGCGAUGCAGCAGUCCUCUACGUCACGAGCAAAUGAGCAGGCUGCGGCCGCAGAGCUCGAUGAUGCUCCGAGAUUGCUGGCGCGAGUGGUGCGCGCUCACCUCGACACCUGCGAGUUCACGCGAGAUCGUGUCGCCGCUAUGCGCGCACGUGCUCGCGACUGUCCCACCUACUCGCAACCCACUCUGGCUUGCCCGCUAAACCCGGCGCCAGAGCUACAGUCUGAGAAGGAAUUCUCUCAGCGAUUUGCACACGUUAUUCGUGGCGUAAUAGACUUCGCUGGCCUCAUCCCAGGCUUCCAGCUUCUUACGCAGGAUGACAAGUUUACGCUGCUCAAAAGUGGACUAUUUGAUGCGUUGUUUGUGCGGCUAAUCUGUAUGUUUGACGCGCCACUCAAUAGUAUAAUUUGUCUAAACGGCCAAGUCAUGAAACGGGACUCCAUACAAAGUGGCGCCAAUGCAAGGUUCCUUGUGGAUUCUACUUUUAAAUUCGCCGAACGCAUGAACUCUAUGAACUUAACAGAUGCAGAAAUCGGUCUAUUCUGCGCUAUAGUGCUCAUCACUCCGGACAGGCCGGGACUUCGCAAUGUAGAACUCGUGGAAAGAAUGCAUGCGCGUCUGAAGGCAUGCCUGCAAACUGUGGUCGCCCAGAACAGACCUGACCGACCAGGUUUCCUCAGAGAACUAAUGGACACCCUCCCCGACCUCCGCACUCUCAGCACACUUCAUACUGAGAAGCUAGUAGUUUUCCGAACUGAACACAAGGAAUUACUACGACAGCAGAUGUGGACCGAUGAAGAGGGUGUGAUGUCAUGGGGAGAUUCCGGCGCCGACGAGUCAGCACGCAGCCCCAUUGGGUCUGUGUCCAGCAGCGAAUCCGGCGAAGCUGUCGGAGACUGUGGCACGCCUCUUCUGGCCGCUACCCUGGCCGGACGCCGGCGACUCGACUCUCGUGGAUCCGUAGAUGAAGAAGCACUCGGCGUGGCACAUCUAGCUCACAACGGACUCACUGUAACCCCAGUCCGCCCGCCUCCACGAUACCGUAAACUUGAUUCGCCAACUGAUUCUGGCAUCGAGUCCGGAAAUGAGAAGCACGAAAGGAUAGUCGGCCCCGGAUCAGGAUGCUCAAGCCCGCGAUCUUCCCUAGAGGAGCACACGGACGACAGGCGGCCACCUCCCUCAGCCGACGACAUGCCUGUGCUCAAACGCGUGCUAGAAGCGCCACCGCUGUACCACACCACUUCAUUAAUGGACGAGGCGUAUAAACCUCACAAGAAGUUCCGUGCUAUGCGCCGUGACACCGGCGAGGCCGAGGCCCGCGUCGUGCGGCCAGCGCCCUCCACCCAGCCGCCGCAGCAUCCGCACCCCGCCAGCCCGGCGCACCCGGCGCACUCGCCGCGCCCACUGCGCGCCUCGCUGUCCUCCACGCACUCCGUGCUAGCCAAGAGCCUGAUGGAAGGGCCUCGCAUGACACCGGAGCAGCUGAAGCGCACCGAUAUCAUCCAGCAGUACAUGCGGCGCGGCGAGGCGGGCGCGCCCGAGUGCCCCAUGCGCACGGGCGGGCUGCUCACGUGCUACCGCGGCGCCUCGCCCGCGCCGCAGCCCGUCAUGGCGCUGCAGGUGGACGUGUCGGACGCCGACGCGCCGCUCAACCUCUCCAAGAAGUCGCCGUCGCCGCCGCGCUCCUUCAUGCCACAGAUGUUGGAGGCGUGAGAUCGGCCCGCGGAGCCACUUGUCUCCGCCACCCCACCCCGACCUACUUUAAAUUAAAUAAUCUAGUUAAUAGUAAUCGUUCGCAGAUCGUUUUAAUAUAUUAUAUGUGAUAAUUUGAUUAGGACGCGUGAGUGCGUGGCCGGCGCCGGACGAGGAGAGCGCAAUAGACUGAAAAAUAAUUUAAGACUAUAUAAGUGUAAUUUAUAAAUGCAAUGCAGCGCCGGUCGCGGUGUGUUUGUUGUGUGUAUUGUAUGUGCGUAUGUGAGCGUGCUCAGUCAUUUGUUUGUUAAUAUAAUGACAGGUUGUCGAACUAAAAUAAAAGAAUCUUGUAAAAAUUA
Molecule: messenger RNA, 2829 nt
Organism: Helicoverpa zea (corn earworm)
Lineage: Eukaryota; Metazoa; Arthropoda; Insecta; Lepidoptera; Noctuidae
Gene: Eip75B
Product: ecdysone-inducible protein E75
Exons: 5
Coding region: 227-2491 (754 amino acids)
Biological process (GO): negative regulation of transcription by RNA polymerase II; hormone-mediated signaling pathway; positive regulation of transcription by RNA polymerase II
Molecular function (GO): zinc ion binding; RNA polymerase II cis-regulatory region sequence-specific DNA binding; nuclear receptor activity
Source: RefSeq, a predicted model, not a curated record